GGGGGGGGGCGUGAUGAUGCGCUUUUUGCUCAGUGCCGCUGCAUCGAGCCCUGAGGGGGCCACAUGGGAUUCACCUCCGGCGCCUCUUCCACGUUAGAUUCUCGCGCGGGACGUAAUUGACUGAUGCGCGCGCGUCUCCGGGGACCCGCGUGCUGCUUUCGCUGCUUAAUUGGCCCGAUGAUGUAGAGCCGAGUCCACCUGGAUCCGACGUGGUGGCGAAGCUGGCUCCCCUGUGACUUCUGCGCAUGUUUAUUCCCAAGGCCCCCUCCACCCCCCCUCUCCCCCACCGCCCCCCCGCCCCUCCCCUCCCCUCCGUUGGGUCUUGCUUUGGAGAACCUCAUCUGUACUUUAUUGAUUUGUAUGUGGGUGGUCAGUUUUGGGGACCUAUGGGAAGCCUAACCUAUGACGGACCCUGCGGGACUCGAUAGUUUCCGGGAUUGUCCGGUGGAGCUGAACUUCGUGUGCCGGUGGAGGCGCGUUGCCUCCCGGUGCCCGACAUGUCCAGAUCAAACAGCGUCAGCCCGCCCGGAGCCGGUGCGCCCGGGCCGAGGGGAGGGACCGAGCACAGAUCCGCCUGGGCAGAGUCGGAGUCCGUGGCCAACGGGUGCCCAUACCCGGCCAGGUCCCCGCGAGAGAAGCCCCCCCGGACCAGCAGUCGGUGGCGGGAGGAGGAUGAGCAGGAGCCCCGGCGGCCCGGGAGAACCGCCACGACGACCGUCAGCCGCGUCAGCUUCAGGUCCCGCUCGGCUUGGCAGGACCAUGGCGAGGAGAGACCGACGCGUCCCGACGGCGAGGUGCGACCCAAGUCCGUGGAGUUAGGUCUGGAGGAGCGGGGGGCCAAGCCGAGGGCCGACGAGGGGGGCGAGGUCAUGCCCGAGGUGAGCUUCUCUCUGGCGGCCUGCUGCUCCGGCGUCAUGCACAUUUUCAAAUCCAAGAAGUUCCAGUCGGAGAAGCUGGAGCGUCUCUACCAGCGCUACUUCUUCCGCCUGAACCAGAGCAGCCUGACGAUGCUCAUGGCGGUGCUGGUCCUGGUCUUCACCGUCAUGCUGGCCUUCCACUGCUCCGGCGCCGGGCCGGCGAGGCCCAGCGCCGCGUACGUGUCGGUGUUCUCCGUGGCCAUCUUCCUCACGCUCGUCCUCAUGGUGGUGUGCAACCGGAACGGGUUCCACCAGGACCACAUGUGGAUCGUGUGCUACGUGGUGAUCCUGCUGGUGCUGGUGGUGCAGGUGGUCGGGGUGCUGCUGGUGCGCCCCAGGAGCGCGUCCGAGGGCAUCUGGUGGACUGUGUUCUUCAUCCACGUCAUCUACACGCUGCUCCCCGUGAGGAUGCGCGCCGCGGUCAUCACCGGAGUGAUUCUGUCCGCCGUCCACGUGUCCGUGUCCUGGGUGCUGAACGGCGUGGACAGCUUUCUGUGGAAGCAGAUCGUGUCCAACGUGCUGAUCUUCUCCUGCACCAACAUCGUGGGGGUGUGCACCCACUACCCCGCCGAGGGCUCCCAGAGGCAGGCCUUCCAGGAGACCAGGGAGUGCAUCCAGGCCCGCCUGCACUCGCAGAGGGAGAACCAGCAGCAGGAGCGUCUUCUGCUCUCAGUGCUUCCUCGCCACGUUGCCAUGGAGAUGAAGGCCGACAUAAACGCCAAGCAGGAGGACAUGAUGUUUCACAAGAUCUACAUCCAGAAGCACGACAACGUCAGCAUCUUAUUUGCAGACAUCAAGGGUUUCACCAGCCUGGCGUCUCAGUGCACGGCUCAGGAGCUUGUGAUGACGCUCAACGAACUCUUCGCCCGCUUCGACAAGCUGGCAGCGGAGAACCACUGCCUGCGCAUUAAGAUCCUGGGCGACUGCUACUACUGCGUCUCCGGGCUUCCGGAGGCCCGGGCCGACCACGCCCACUGCUGCGUGGAGAUGGGGAUGGACAUGAUAGAGGCCAUCUCGCUGGUCCGUGAGGUCACCGGGGUCAACGUGAACAUGCGGGUGGGCAUCCACAGCGGCCGGGUGCACUGCGGCGUGCUGGGACUCAGGAAGUGGCAGUUCGACGUCUGGUCCAACGACGUCACGCUGGCCAAUCAGAUGGAGGCGGGGGGGCAGGCCGGGCGCAUCCACAUCACCAAGGCCACGCUGAACUACCUGAACGGGGACUACGACGUGGAGGAGGGCGCGGGGGGGGAGCGGAACGCCUACCUGCUGAAGCACCACAUCGAGACCUUCCUCAUCGUGGGCUGCAGCCAGAAGCGGAAGGAGGAGAAGGCCUUGAUCGCCAAGAUGAACCGGCAGAGGACCAACUCGCUGAGUCACAACAGCGGCCACUGGACCGACCGGCCCUUCUACAACCACCUGGGGGGCCACCAGGUCUCCAAGGAGAUGAAGAGAAUGGGAUUUGAAGACCCCAAAGACAAGAACUUCAUUUUCAGAAACGCUCAGGAGAACCUGAACCCGGAGGACGAGGUGGACGAGUUCCUGGGACGCGCCAUCGACGCCCGGAGCAUCGACCGCCUGCGCUCUGAACACGUCAAGAAGUUCCUGCUCACCUUCAGGGAGCCCGACCUGGAGAAGAAGUACGCCAAACAGGUGGACUCCAGGUUCGGGGCCUACGUGGCGUGCGCCUCCCUCGUCUUUCUCUUCAUCUGCUGCAUCCAGAUCGUCAUCGUUCCAGUCUCCGGGCUGAUGGCGGCCUUCUUCGCGGCGGCGCUGCUCGUCCUGGCGGCCGUCAUGUUGGUGUCCACCGUGUACUGCUGCUUCGGGGUGUUCCCCGCGGCCCUGCAGAGGCUCUCCAGGAGGAUCGUGCGCUCCAGACUGAACAGCACGCUGGUGGGCGUCUUUACCAUCAUCGUCGUCUUUCUCUCCGCCUUCAUCAACAUCUUCACCUGCAGCAGCCUGGACCUGCGGAGAUGCCUCGGGGCGGAGCUUAACAUCAGCCUGGCCACCGCCUGCGACGCCCGCCUCCUCAACGUCAGCCUGGACGCCACGCUCAGCCCGUGUGGGGGCCACGCCCUCGUCUGCAGCUUACCUGAGUACUUCUCCUCCUGUGUGCUGCUCAGCCUGCUGGCCUGCUCCGUCUUCCUGCAGAUCAGCAGCAUCGGGAAGCUCUUCCUCAUGCUCUUCAUCGAGCUGCUCUACCUGCUCGUCAUGGAGGUGCCCAAAGUGAGCCUCUUCGACAACCAGGACCUGCUGGUGACGGCCAACGCCAUCGCCGCCGCCGCCGCCAACCACACGAAUGGAACGAGCUGUGACGUGGACUCUAAGGUUCCUCUGAAAAUCAUGACCCCGGUGGUCAUCACCGUCUUCGUCCUCGCCCUCUACCUUCACGCCCAGCAGGUGGAGUCCACCGCCAGACUGGACUUCCUCUGGAAGCUGCAGGCCACUGAGGAGAAGGAGGAGAUGGAGGAGCUGCAGGCCUACAACCGCCGCCUGCUCCACAACAUCCUGCCCAAGGACGUGGCCGCCCACUUCCUGCAGCGCGAGCGCCGCAACGACGAGCUCUACUACCAGUCGUGUGAGUGCGUGGCCGUCAUGUUCGCCAGCAUCAGCAACUUCUCAGAGUUCUACGUGGAGCUGGAGGCCAACAACGAGGGCGUGGAGUGUCUGCGGCUCCUCAACGAGAUCAUCGCCGACUUCGACGAGAUCAUCAGCGAGGACCAGUUCCGCCAGCUGGAGAAGAUCAAGACCAUCGGCUCCACCUACAUGGCGGCCUCCGGCCUCAACGACUCCACCUACGACCGGGCGGGGCGCUCGCACAUCCGGGCGCUGGCGGACUACGCCAUGAGGAUGAUGGACCAGAUGAAGUACAUCAACGAGCACUCCUUCAACAACUUCAAGAUGAAGAUCGGCCUGAACAUCGGGCCCGUGGUUGCCGGGGUGAUCGGCGCCAGGAAGCCUCAGUACGACAUCUGGGGGAACACGGUGAACGUGGCGAGCCGCAUGGACUCCACCGGUGUGCCGGAGCGGAUCCAGGUGACUGCAGACAUGUACCAGGUGCUCAGCUCCUACAACUACACCCUGGAGUACAGGGGGCUGGUCACAGUGAAGGGCAAAGGGGAGAUGAUGACCUACUUCCUCACUGGUGGCCCCCCGAGCAGUUAACCUCCCCCUCCAGUGAGACGUGGACUCACCUUUUGGGGGGGAGCCUCUGGCGGGCUGACGGACCUCUGAUGGUUUAAAGCGGACAGAGGCAGACUUCUCACACGUUGACCUUCUGGAACUGAGGCCACAUGGUGGACGGCUCAGGAGGCUCCUCCCCAGCCCGGGGGGAGGGGGGUGGGGCGGGGGGGUGGUUGGCCUGAAUCUGACCAAAGAUGUCCAAUCGGUGGAGACAUUUGUUGCUGGAGGACACUUUCAUGUUUGGCCUCCUGGACAACAUGAGUGUGCGUGUUUGUAUUUUUAUGGGCUGUGUACUAUGUCUGAACUCACCCCCCUCCAUGUUGUCAUGGUAACGGUACGAAUGGUGGAGGUCGUGACCCCCCCCAGAGGCCUGGUCAACGAACCGAUAAAAACACAAAAGAUGUCCAAGAGGAGCCUUUUUAAUCCUGACAUUUUUGUAUUUCGACCAUUGGAACACCAGACCCCCCCCAUCCCCAGAUAUUUUCAGAUUCUAUAUUUUGUACAUUAAUAUAUUUACAGACCGGCAUGUUCCGCAUUGCCCGCUGUUAGCUUAGCGCUGCGCCUCACAGCAGAGCCCCCCCCCCCCCCCCCCUUCAUCAGAUGGUACGACCCAAUGAAUGUCCAACAUCUCCAAGAGGCCUUUCAAUAUGAUGAUGAAGAUGAUGAUGAGGCUCAUUCUGCUGUUUGGUGAUGUCACGGCGUUACUCGACAUGACAUCACGUGGUACCAAACGCAACAGCUGGUUCUGUUCGUCUGGGCCGAGUCACGUGAAAAACACGAGACAGGAGAUGGUUUCAUAUUUUGAGAAUAUUUAGAAAUACGAGAUCAAAGUUUAAAAGAUGAAGACGAGCCACAUCCAACUAAAUCAGCUUUUAUUUGUUUAAUGCAUGUUUAUGUUGUUUGAAUCAAAUUAACUAAAAAAAUAAUUAGAUAAGACAAUAAAAUUAUACUUACUGUUUGAAUAGUUUGUGAUUAAAUCUCACGGAGCUGCUACCUGAGCUCUGAUUGGCCGGCUCUUGGCAGAAGUGCGACCAAUCAGCUCGGGCUUCACCUUCGUGGAUCAAACUUUCGAAUGAACCCGAUCCACAAACUGAAAGUUAAGAGCAUUUUAAAAAUGAUUUGCCUGCUCCAUUUUAUAAUUUUGUUUGAGUCACAAAUACAUUGUUUUAUAAUUGAAUGCAAAUAUAAUUAAACAAGUUGUAAAAGCUUUAAAAAAAGAUAACCAAUUAUUUGUUCCUAUAAUGAAAACAUCCUUUGAGAGACGUCUCCUACUCUGCUCAGAAAUGAGCUUUUCUCCCAAUGCUGCGUACCAUCAGAACCACUAAUGCUCACACUGGAGGAGGCGGGGUCAGAGGUCAAGUUCAUGAUGGGUUCAUUUUGCGCUUUUGUUUUUCUCAAAUGAACUGCAGAAGUGUUUCACAGGUACGUCUCAGCUUGUUCCUGCUCAGGUAGACUCACCUGGAGGAAAGGUAGGUUGUGGGUUCCAGUCCCAGGUAGAACGGUGAACGACUGCACGCUUCCUACAAACAUGAUCCAUAGAGGCCCGAGGGACUCUCCAGCAGGGGGCAGCAGCGCUGCACCUCUCGGCUCCUUUAUUGCCUCUGAUGGAGGAAGCUAAAUGCUAAUCUCAUGAUUAAUAUCCACAUUCAAAGUGAGUGAAUGAACAAAGGCUGAUGAUAAAAGCUUCAUUGGAUA
Messenger RNA from Pungitius pungitius (ninespine stickleback), 5792 nucleotides. It is a transcript of the gene adcy5, whose product is annotated as adenylate cyclase 5. The record is from RefSeq and is a predicted model, not a curated record. Gene Ontology annotation, biological process: cAMP biosynthetic process; intracellular signal transduction; adenylate cyclase-activating G protein-coupled receptor signaling pathway. The transcript is spliced from 21 exons. Gene Ontology annotation, molecular function: adenylate cyclase activity. NCBI's taxonomy places the organism in Eukaryota, Metazoa, Chordata, Actinopteri, Perciformes, Gasterosteidae. Gene Ontology annotation, cellular component: plasma membrane. Bases 498 to 4079 code for a protein of 1193 amino acids.